Molecule: messenger RNA, 383 nt
Organism: Ochotona curzoniae (black-lipped pika)
Lineage: Eukaryota; Metazoa; Chordata; Mammalia; Lagomorpha; Ochotonidae
Product: cytochrome c oxidase subunit 6A2, mitochondrial-like
Exons: 3
Coding region: 52-345 (97 amino acids)
Biological process (GO): mitochondrial electron transport, cytochrome c to oxygen
Cellular component (GO): mitochondrial inner membrane
Molecular function (GO): enzyme regulator activity
Source: RefSeq, a predicted model, not a curated record
CAGGCCUUGGUGGAGUCCACAGCGGACCAGUCCCUUCAGCUCCUGGGCGCCAUGGCUCUGCCGCUGAGGACCCUGAGCCGGGGCUUGGCCAGUGCAGCCAAGGGCGAGCACGGAGGGGCUGGAGCUGGCACCUGGCGCCUGCUGACCUUCGUGCUGGCGCUGCCCAGCGUGGCCCUGUGCACCCUCAACUGCUGGCUCCACGCGGGCCACCGUGAGCGCCCCGAGUUCAUCCCCUACCACCACCUGCGCAUCCGCACCAAGCCCUACUCCUGGGGGGACGGCAACCACACGCUCUUCCACAACCCCCACUGCAAUCCGCUGCCCACGGGCUAUGAGCAUCCCUGAACAUGGCGGUGGGCCAGGCCAAUAAAGGCGCAGAAGCU